UGUAGUUCGUGUCGUCAUCGCCGCUCUGUCGCUCUUGUCGCCUGUCGGUUGUCGUUUGCCGUUUGCCGUUAGCCGUUUGUCGCCUCUGUCGCCCGUCGUUUCUCGUCGUUUGUUGUUUCUCCCUCCGUUCGCUGUCCGCCGAUCGCCGUGUCGCCAGCUCCUCCAUUCUCCGCCCUGCGCCACGCCAAUUCCCCUCUGUGCUCUUUUUUUUGCGUUCUCCUUUGAAAUUAACAAGAAUUUUUUUGAAACAAGAAGAUAAAUCCAAAGUGCCAGUGAGUGAGCCCGAGCAAAAAUCGAAGAAAUUCAAAAAACAAAAACCAGUACCUGUAGAACACAAAAACAAAGCUAUAAAAAUACAUAAUUAAAAAUAAAAAAUAAAAAACACCCAAGAAGGAGCACUGAGAGAUCCCGCCUAGAGAUCGCCGUGGGAAGUCCUUUCUGCAUGACGCACUCGGUUGUUUGAAACGGUUAUGUGAUGAGAUACGACGUCCAGGAGCUGCUACUUCAUCAGUCUGCUGAGGAUCCAUUCGCCAGGUUCGCCAAUGGGAUGGCAUAUCAUCCAUUUCUGCAGCUAACGCAACGACCCACUGACUUCAGCGUCUCCUCGCUGUUGACGGCGGGUAGCAACAACAGUGCCACCAGCGGCAGCAACCACAGCAGCACCCACGCCAGCAACAGCGCCAAUUCCAACACCAACGCCAACUCCAACAACAACAACAACAACAACAACAACAACAACCACAGCGGCGGCAACACCAAUUCGAGCAACACCAACAACCUAGUGGCCGUCUCACCAACGGGUGGUGGUGCGCAGCUUUCGCCGCAGAGCAACCACAGCAGCAGCAACACCACCACCACCAGCAGCACCAACAACUCCAGCUCCCACAACAACAAUAACAAUAACAACAACAACAACACCAACAAUAACAACAACAACAACCACACGAACAACAACAACAACAACAACCCGAGUCAGAAGCAGGGACACCACCUGAGCACCGCCGAAGGGACGCCCUCGCCCGCUGGCACACCGCCGCCGCCGCCGCUGCCGCAGAUCGUUGGUGUUGCCGGUGCGCUGCAGCCGCCGCCCAGCUCGGCCGCCCAUCCGUCGCACCACCCACCAGCCGCCGCCGCCGCCGCCGCCCAUCACUCCCCCAGCACGGGUGCCGCUGCACCACCCGCCGGCGCCGCGGGUCUGCCGCCACCCACACCGCCGCACCACCUGCAGCAGCAGCAGCAGCAGCAGCAGCAACAGCAGCCGCAGCAGCAGCACCAGGCACCACCACCACCGCCGUACUUCCCGGCUGCGGCACUGGCCGCUCUAGCCGGCAGUCCGGCCGGACCGCACCCGGGCCUCUAUCCCGGCGGCGGACUGCGCUUCCCGCCGCACCACCCGGGCGCCCACCCGCACGCCCACCACCUGGGCAGCGCCUACACCACCGCCGAGGACGUCGUCCUCGCCUCGGCCGUCGCCCACCAGCUGCAUCCGGCGAUGCGACCGCUCCGGGCCCUGCAGCCCGAGGACGAUGGCGUCGUCGACGACCCCAAGGUCACGCUGGAGGGCAAGGACCUGUGGGAGAAGUUCCACAAGCUGGGCACGGAAAUGGUCAUCACCAAGAGCGGCAGACAAAUGUUUCCGCAAAUGAAAUUUCGUGUUUCGGGACUGGAUGCCAAGGCUAAAUACAUCUUGCUACUGGACAUCGUGGCGGCGGACGAUUAUCGUUAUAAAUUUCAUAAUAGUCGCUGGAUGGUGGCUGGCAAAGCGGACCCCGAGAUGCCAAAACGCAUGUAUAUCCAUCCAGAUUCGCCCACAACGGGUGAGCAAUGGAUGCAGAAAGUUGUUUCAUUUCACAAAUUAAAAUUGACCAACAAUAUUAGUGAUAAACAUGGAUUUGUAAGUACUACGAUCCUGAACUCGAUGCACAAGUACCAGCCGCGGUUCCACCUGGUGCGCGCCAACGACAUCCUGAAGCUGCCGUACUCCACGUUUCGCACGUACGUCUUUAAGGAGACCGAGUUCAUCGCCGUCACCGCAUAUCAGAACGAGAAGAUAACUCAAUUGAAGAUCGACAACAAUCCCUUCGCGAAGGGCUUUCGUGAUACUGGCGCUGGCAAGCGGGAAAAGAAUUGUUACAGGCAGGCGCUGAUGUCGAACCGAGGGUCCGAUUCGGACAAGUUGAAUCCGACGCACGUGAGCAGCUCCCGGGCACCGCUCCACCUGGGCCACGCCGGCCGUCCGCCCCACCUGCAUCCCCAUGCCGCCCUGCUCGACAACCAGCAGGAUGACGACGACAAGCUCCUGGACGUCGUGGGCCCGCCCCAGAGUCCGCUCCUCCCGCUCAGCCACUCGCUGCAGCAGAUGCACGCCCACCAGCACUCCGCCCUGGCUGCCUGGUUUAACCACCUGGCGGGCGCCGGAGCCGGAGCCUCCGAGCACGCAGCUGCCGCGGCGGCCAAUGCCAGUGCGGAGGAUGCACUGCGUCGCCGCCUGCAGGCGGACGCCGAUGUGGAGCGGGAUGGCAGCGAUUCGAGCUGCUCGGAAAGCGUCGGCGGCAGUACCGGCGGUGCCUUUAGGCCCACCUCGACGGGCAGUCCCAAGGAGGCGGUGGGCGCUGCUGCGGCUGCCGCAGCGGCUGGCCUGAAUCCCGGCGGCGCUAGCUACCCAUCGCCGAAUAUAUCCGUGGGUCCGCCCAUCCAUCCGUCGCCGCAUCUGUUGCCUUACCUCUAUCCCCACGGCCUGUAUCCGCCGCCGCAUCUCGGGCUGCUGCACAAUCCGGCAGCGGCGGCGGCCAUGAGUCCGGCCGGCCUGAAUCCCGGCCUGCUGUUCAAUGCCCAGCUGGCGCUGGCCGCCCAGCAUCCGGCCCUCUUCGGGCACGCCUACGCGGCGGCGGGACACACGCCGGUCUCGCCGCUGCAGGGCCUGAAGAGCCAUCGCUUCUCGCCGUACAGCCUGCCGGGCAGCUUGGGCUCCGCCUUCGAUGCAGUCACUCCCGGCUCGAAUGCCAAUCGAUCGGGCGAUCCGGCCGGCGGCCUGGGUGGGGGCGGUGUGGUGGAGAAUGGCCCCAGGAGCUUGAGCUCCAGCCCGCGACCUCGACCCGCCUCCCAUUCGCCGCCCACUCGACCGAUUUCCAUGUCGCCCACCACGCCGCCCUCGCUGAUGAAGCAGCCACGAGGCGGUGGCGCCGGAGGAGUGGCCCAAUCCCAGCACUCGCCGUCGGAGCUGAAGAGCAUGGAGAAGAUGGUCAACGGGCUGGAGGUGCAGCACAAUGGCAGUGCGGCGGCGGCGGCGGCAGCCCUUCAGCUGGCCGAGGAGGCUGCCCAGCACCACCAGGGGCACCACAUCCAGGCACACCACCCCCAGGCCCACCACCAGCAGCCGCAGCAGGCACAGGCACAUCCGCACCACCAGUCGCACCACCAGACGCACCACCACUCGCACCACGGGGCGCCGACGGGCGGUGGGGAUCAGUGACAAUUACUGGACGGCCGCUCCGAUUGCGAGGAUGGCGGCCUGGAGUUGGAACUGGACCUGGAGGAGGACGUCGAGGAUCAGGAGCAGGAGCACGACCCCGAUGACCAGGACGAGGAUCGCAGCUCGGUGAUCGAUCUCGAUCUGGAUGUCGACGUCUGACCGCGAACGGACCAUCGCGACAGCCUCUAGCCUCUGAGCUACACGGCCACCGUCUUUGUGGUUCAGCGGAGUGUGUUGUAAAUACAUCGAAAUUGGUUAUCGAUCACCAUCGAUAGUUCGAUUUCGAUUCGAUUUGGAUUUGGAUUGGACCCUAGCACCUAGGCAUUUGUAGCAUAUAUAGCAUAUAUUCCUCUCUUGGCUAAGUCACUCUGCCUGUCCACUCGCCAGCCUUAAGUAAUUUUUUUUGUGUCUCGUUUCUAAGCAAAGCCUAGCCCCCUAGAAUUCGCUGGCGAUUCGCAGGCCGAGUGACGGAGAGGUCUAUCGAUAACGUAGAGCGGGAGAACGAUAAGGGGACGUGGCAAAAGAAUCGAUAAAUCUUUUAGCACCCUCAAGGGUCAAUGGUCUACACUUCAAGAUCAAACAGAUGGAAAAAAAUAAAAUUAAAACAAGAGAAGGCUCUUUCUCAGACAAAUUUGUAAGGCAUAUGAUAUGAUGUAUCAACCGUAUAUGUAUAUUGAUUGGAUUGGAAAUAGCAACAUCAAAGAUGGCGCCUCUUUAUAUACAUCUAGAACACAUAUAUAUAUAUAGUAUAUAUAGAAGCUGGUAUAUAUACAGAUUGUAACCUUAGUAAAACAUACAAGAAAAACAAAGAAAACCCAUGAAAAGAAAAGCCCACAAAAAAAUACCACAAAAAAAACAAAAUAAAUGCAAUUUUUUUCUUAGUCUUAGGUGGAUGAAUUUUUUUUUAGUAAACGUAAAUAAAACCUAUAUACAUAGAAAUAUAUAUACAUGAAUAAUUUAUGUAGCUCUUAAGUACCAAAAUACCGUAAACACUCAACAAACCAACACACAUGCAGCACCACCCCCUCACACACACACACCUACACACCAGUGACGAGUUUUCUUCGUAGACGAUGGGAAAUGCUUAUAAAAACGAACCUAUACGAACUAUUAGAGCUUGAGUUUUCCUAAUUUAAACAUAAUAUUUUUUUUUUCGAUUUUUUUUCGUACUUUUAAGUUCUAAAAACCAAAGAAGAAAGUAAUCAAUUUUUUUCGUAUUUUAUUUUAACUUCGGAACCCCCUGAGAUGCUAAUUUAGGGCACGAGUUCUGUGUGUGUUUAUAUCAUUAAUGAAUAUAUACUAUAACUGUAUGGAUAAAAGAAUAUCAUUUUUUUAUUAGUAAAGUACAUUUUUUUGUGUAAGAAGGAUUAAAAAAAUGAAAUGAAAUGAAAAGAGUUGAAUUCAACGCAUGUUCCUCGCAUAAUUUAAGAGAGAGCGACAAAGACGCAGCUAACACACACCCACCCACCCACACCACCCGCUCACACACACUCGCACACCCAGAGACACACACACACCAACACACAAAAGAUACACCCAGAGAAGUAACGAGAAAAAAUACAAGAAAAUUCACAAAAAAAUAUUAAAAUACAUUUCUGUAGCGACUUGUUUUCCUUGUAACCCAAUAAUAAUGCAACAUCGCACCAUCAUCACCAUCAUUGUCAUCAUCACCUCGUCAUAGGCAUUCUUAUGAUGGAAGAGAACUAUUUUUUUUCUGUUGGUUAGCUGUUUUUUGAAAUUGAAUUAUACGCAAAAGCAAUAUUAAUUAUAGUUAAUUAAAUUUAAAACAAACGCAAACAGCCCGAAACAACAACAGCAACAUUAACAGCAACAACAACAAAAACAAAAACAACAACAACAACAAAUUAUGUACGAAAGAAUAUAUAUUUAAAUAUAUAUAUGUAUAUGGAUAAAAUUAAUGAAGAAGCAACAACACCUCAUGUCACUGCAAUUAUAUAUAAAAUUAAUUAAACAACAACAAACA
Molecule: messenger RNA, 5456 nt
Organism: Drosophila biarmipes
Lineage: Eukaryota; Metazoa; Arthropoda; Insecta; Diptera; Drosophilidae
Gene: bi
Product: optomotor-blind protein
Exons: 8
Coding region: 476-3472 (998 amino acids)
Biological process (GO): regulation of transcription by RNA polymerase II; cell fate specification; positive regulation of DNA-templated transcription
Cellular component (GO): nucleus
Molecular function (GO): DNA-binding transcription factor activity, RNA polymerase II-specific; RNA polymerase II cis-regulatory region sequence-specific DNA binding
Source: RefSeq, a predicted model, not a curated record